This is a messenger RNA of Cladophialophora psammophila CBS 110553, 517 nucleotides long. RefSeq lists its product as uncharacterized. NCBI's taxonomy places the organism in Eukaryota, Fungi, Ascomycota, Eurotiomycetes, Chaetothyriales, Herpotrichiellaceae. Bases 1 to 228 code for a protein of 75 amino acids. Gene Ontology annotation, molecular function: hydrolase activity, acting on carbon-nitrogen (but not peptide) bonds. The record is from RefSeq and is a predicted model, not a curated record. The transcript has a single exon.
AUGGCCGAGAACCAAGCACCUACCAUCCCCCGUCAACGAGGCACAAUCUUUCCACAUGGCGAAAAUGACAAAGUUCGUGUGCCUGAGGACACCGAUCUCCUGAUCCAAGGAGACAACAUCACCAAGAUCGGGAAAGACUUCGUGUUUGGUCCGUACACCAAAGAAAUAAACUGCCAUGAAAAGGUGAUCUCGCGCGGCUUCGUCAAUACCCAUCAUCACGUUUGGUAAACGCAACUUAAAGGAAGACAUAUGUGACGACAAUCUACUAAAUUAUACUACAAAAGGGAAUUGGCAGCCAUACAACUAUACUGCGCGCGACAUAUUCUGGGGAGAGCUGGGUGGUCUAAUGGAGGCUAUUGAUGCGGGCACGAUAUGCAUUGUCGACCACGCUCACAUGGCUUCCUCGUCGAGCCACGGCCUCGCUGCCCUUUUUGCUACGCUCAGCUCUGGCAUAAAAUCAAUCUUGUGCCUGAGCGCGACACCACGGCUUAAAAGAUGGGAUAGUGAAAUUGUCAUC